Molecule: messenger RNA, 743 nt
Organism: Hyla sarda
Lineage: Eukaryota; Metazoa; Chordata; Amphibia; Anura; Hylidae
Product: histone H2A type 1
Exons: 1
Coding region: 1-393 (130 amino acids)
Cellular component (GO): nucleosome
Molecular function (GO): protein heterodimerization activity; structural constituent of chromatin; DNA binding
Source: RefSeq, a predicted model, not a curated record
AUGUCUGGACGCGGCAAACAAGGAGGGAAGGUUCGGGCUAAGGCAAAGACCCGCUCAUCCCGGGCAGGACUCCAGUUCCCCGUCGGUCGUGUGCACAGGCUUCUCCGCAAAGGGAACUACGCCGAGAGGGUGGGCGCCGGUGCUCCGGUCUACCUUGCCGCUGUGCUGGAGUAUUUAACUGCUGAGAUCCUGGAAUUGGCCGGUAACGCCGCCCGGGACAACAAGAAGACCCGCAUCAUCCCCCGUCACCUGCAGCUGGCCGUGCGCAAUGACGAGGAGCUGAACAAGCUGCUGGGUGGGGUGACCAUCGCCCAGGGAGGCGUCCUGCCCAAUAUCCAGGCCGUGCUGCUGCCCAAGAAGACCGAGAGCAGCAAAGCGGCCAAGAGCAAGUGAUCACCGCUUAUCCCAGAUCAUCCCGAACACCAAAGGCUCUUCUUAGAGCCACCACAUUGUCUCCUACAGAGCUGGCGCCGCUGAUCUCGGGUGUGAUAGGGAUCUGGGCUGUUAUAGGGACUAAACAGAACAUCCGGCACAUUUUAUCUAAUAUAGGACACCGUGCGGGUUGUGCAGAAUGUAGUUGGUAUGUGAGGGGGUAAUUCUCUUUUGUAACUACUACGCUUUAAGAUUGUUCUCACGAUGUAGUUUACGGAUCCUCCACAAUAGACAGGACCGCAGUGUAGAGAUGGCGCCCCCUAUACUGUAGCCUCCUGUGUAAUGGAAGCUCCUGAACACAUCGGAUCUCC